CACUACUGAGUCCAGUCCUCACUUACCUCUUCACACAUCACCUGCAUCUCAGCUGAGCUCCUUGUUAUUCAACUCCAGGGUCUCACCCAACCUGGAUUAGCUGUCAUUUUAAAGCUUAACUAGAGCAGCUCGGCUCCUUUUUGUCUUUGACUUCGAACCUUCUGAGGUGUUUCACCAUUCCAUCAGCAUCUUCACUAUGAUGCAACUUCAUCACCUGACUUUAUUUUGAGGCAGAAUCAGCUCCAGAGGUCUUCGUUCAGGAGUUGUGAAGAGCUCCCGAGAUCUUCAUAGUUUCCGAGCCCUGUUGGAGAAUUCACUUUUGAUUUGACCGGAUUGAAUUGUGUGGACUCCUCAAAGAGUUGGGAUAUGUUUGGCCCUGGACAAUUGGUGUCAACUCUCCUACCUGCAGUUUUUCACUCCUCUGCAGCUCAAUUCUUCCCUGCCUUCCCCACUAGACUGGGCUCCCCUCCUCAGAUCCUGUUCCCAGGGCCCCUGAUUAGCUAUGAGUCCCUGAGGAGUUACCUACAGCCGGAGCCAUGCAAGGAGGCUUUGCUUUUGGCUACACAAGCAGCAAGGAUGUGCCAUCUUACAGAGACCAUGGAUGAACAGAGGCCAGUGAAGCAGCGUCGCGCUCGAGCCAACUACAGCAGCUGUCAGCUGGAGGAGCUGGAGAAGGCCUUUGAGACCACCCACUACCCUGAUGUGUUCAUGAGGGAAGCCCUGGCCCUGAGACUGGACCUCAUAGAGGCCAGAGUACAGGUGUGGUUUCAAAAUCGUCGAGCUAAGAUGAGGAGGCAGCUAAAAUUGCAAGGCCAGCUGGGGGAGCCAUUUUCUAAGAAGGACAAUGAAGAGGUAGAAGACAAGUCCAACCAGAUCUCCCAGGAGCCAGAGAGCUCUGACAGCGAGCACUGGGAGAGAAGGCAGGAGAAAGGCAGCUACCCCUGGACUGAAGUCCCCAGUGCUGUAGUGACCCUGCCUGCCCACAGACUUGCCCAGGUGCAUGGGGAAUGGGAGGGUAUGGAGGGGCCCAGUCCGGAAGUGUUCCGCUCCUGCAGUAUUGCUAAGCUGCGGGCCAAGGCCAGAGAGCAUGAGGCUGAGAUCCACAGCACUGUGGCCAAGUCAGGCGGCAAGAGACAAACACAUACACGGGACACUGAUGACAGAGAGAGUGACUGAUCUGCAUGACUCCAAACACGAUUCUAAUUAUAAGCCAUUGUCUGAGUGUUAGAAUGUAAGUUAAUCACAUUUUUAGCCUGAGUGUAAGGUGAUUUAGAAUGCGCAGCUGGUGCUGAAACCACAAAAGUGCCUUUACCACAACAAAUUUCAAAGUGUAAAUCUAAUCCCAGGAGUGUUCAUGUUACUUGCUGAAUGUUUUUCUAGUUCCACUCACAAGAUGGACCCAUGAGCGCUGGUGUUAAAUGAACACUUACAUUAUUUUCCUGUACAGACAUUAAUUCCUGAUUACACUUUCAUAGGCAUUUGUUUUUCAUGUGGCCUUCUCUUUACUCGGUGUCUAAAAGCUCUUGUGAUAGCCAAAGGAUCAAGGUAAAACUGAAAGAGGAAACGCUCUGAUGACUUCUCAAUGAUCUCACCGAUGACAAGGCCAUCCGUGAGCUAUCCUGUUACGGUUGCUAUGGACAGAGGAGCAGGAUGUCUGCAUGCCACCACAAGCCCUCAAAGGAAACAAUGGAAAUGGACUGAGAAAGGGCUGCACUCUGUGACAAGGAAACUCUAUAGACAACACAGCAGACACAUGCUGUUGUUGUUUUCCUGCAAGAGAUGAACUCCUAAACAAACUGAAAUGUAAUGCUGUUUUUUUUUUGGGCAAUUAACAUUGUUGGGAUUUACAUAAACUCCGUGCAAUCUUUAGUUUUACAGCGAAACGGUUUAACAGAGUCCGCAUGUUGGGAUUAUCUAUCACAUUAUUUGGGCAAAUUGAAAGAGCAGCUUUCCAGAGACAACACAUCCUUUUUUUACGCCCAAGCUCCUGUCCAACAGCCAGGACGAGUGGAGUGGAGAAUGUGAUAUGAACCACAUGUCAGGGUCAUGUGAUAUGAACCACAUGUCAGGGUCAUGUGAUAUGAACCACAUGUCAGGGUCAUGUGAUAUGAACCACAUGUCAGGGUCAUGUGAUAUGAACCACAUGUCAGGGUCAUGUGAUAUGAACCACAUGUCAGGGUCAUUUGAAAAUUAGUCAGCAAGUACGUAUGCACAAAAACAGCAGCUUGCUUUGUACUAUAAUAGAAUAGAGUAUUAGUAGUUGGACAGGUCGAAACCAAUCCAGACAAAUACAUUUCCAUAGCCUUACUGUGCACCCCUCUGACAAUGAGAAUGCCUUUUUCCCAAACUGUAUAUGAUCAUAACAAUCUUCAGACUACAGAAUUGUUUGUGCUUCCCAGUAUUACUUUAUACUCAACAGCUAUACUGUAGCUUUACUCCACUUUAAUAUUGAUUAGAUAAAAAUGUUAAGUAUUGUAUUCCAAAACAAGUGUUUUGCUUGUAGAGUUAUAUAUUUGGGGAUAAUGGGAUGAUUACAUAAU
This is a messenger RNA of Hypomesus transpacificus, 2540 nucleotides long. Its product is annotated as retinal homeobox protein Rx1. The transcript is spliced from 3 exons. Lineage: Eukaryota; Metazoa; Chordata; Actinopteri; Osmeriformes; Osmeridae. Bases 367 to 1176 code for a protein of 269 amino acids. The record is from RefSeq and is a predicted model, not a curated record. Gene Ontology annotation, molecular function: DNA-binding transcription factor activity, RNA polymerase II-specific; RNA polymerase II transcription regulatory region sequence-specific DNA binding. Gene Ontology annotation, biological process: regulation of transcription by RNA polymerase II.